This is a messenger RNA of Fibroporia radiculosa, 1539 nucleotides long. RefSeq lists its product as uncharacterized. Lineage: Eukaryota; Fungi; Basidiomycota; Agaricomycetes; Polyporales; Fibroporiaceae. The record is from RefSeq and is a predicted model, not a curated record. The coding region runs from base 1 to 1539 and encodes 512 amino acids. The transcript is spliced from 3 exons.
AUGGAGGAACAACAGUCCGGCUGGGAGCAUUCCCUCAACGCACCCAUGACACUAUCCCAGCUUGACUACGAUGUGCUGUCCGUUAUCGUAUCUCACCUACGCAUCCGGGAUGCUUUCAAUCUGGCGCUCGCCGCACGCGAAUUUCAAGAUGUCGCCUUGCGUAAGGCCCUGGCGGUCGUGUCCAUACGAAGCAACGAUCACCUGGCACAAGUCCGCGCGUACAUGCUUGCAGACGUUCACGGUCGCUUGCAGCACAUGCGCGAGCUGACCGUGCACCUCACGAUCUUCCUGCAAGGUGGUAACUACGUUAAUCGCGACGAUCCGUACGGUGCUAGGACACCAGCCGGGCAUUUGGCAGACCUCUUGGGGCAGGCCCACAAUCUGAGACGAGUCUCCCUGUCUCCCGUGGAUAUCCUGGUGCAGUCCGAGCCGCGUGUGGGGAGUGCACUUACUGCGCUUCCGCUGCUCACGACCAUCGACCUAAAAUGCUUAGGACCCAAUUCGGUCGAUCUGCUCGGACAAAUGCAGAACAACCCGAUCACUGUCCAGCUGGGGUGUAACUCCACACAUUUUCUCCCCCUUAUCUACAGGAUGUCUGCUAUGCAGUCGCUGCGCACUAUGCAGCUAGAGCUGUCCAUGGGGUACAUGGGGCAGGGCACAUUCCCUGCAUCUGCAGAUCACCGUCCCCAGUGGCCCACAGUGCAUACACUGAUACUGUCGUCCUGCGACGCAUCAAUGACCGAAUGCGUGCGCGCAUUCCCUGGGCUGCGCGUAUUGCGCCUGCUGGGCUUCGACCGGCAUCCGGAAGUUCGCCCCACGAUAUGCUGGCCGAGCCUCGAUUUCGUCGAAGCCGACGUGCAAUACUUCCUGCAUUGGCACAUCUCCUGCCCAGUUCACCACUUGUCCCUCCAUCCUGUCCUCGCGAAACCCAGGAUACAAGUACAAUGGAGCUAUACGGAAGACGGGGGAAAGUUCCUCCCGACUGCGCUGAAUGUGAUAAAGAACACAUCACCUGUAGUGCUCACUCUCAGCAUCAUGCCAUACCCCCGCUUGGCGGACAUGUUCUGGACCACCUUGGUCAAAUUCACACCACGCCUGCGCUGCCUGGAAGUCGAGCUCUGCGAGUUUCGGGACGCGGUAGAUCUGUACAGCAAUCUUCUGCUGUGGAUGAACACCACGCUUCCCAUAAUGGGGAACUGCACCGAGUUAUUGCAGAUUGACAUCCGUAUCAAUCCCACCAUGGCUCGGUACGUCAACGAUGCGGGCCGCUACCUAGGCCCAACCACUGCGCUAGAAUCCUCCUUCGAAGUCGCGCAGGAGUACGCCCAGCUGGUCGUGAAGCAUAUACCCUCUAUCCACCUAUUGUCCAUCGGCUUCGCCGCGAGGGUUAUCAUCAAUGGGCCUAACAGGACUUCGUUUCCGCCCUGCCCAUGGUGGUGGCGGGUCGAAUUCACUUCGGAUGGUCGCGUUCCACAGCCUAUUGAGCCUGACCUGGCGGGGCAGAUCCGAUCCGAUCUUGCUAUAGACAUCCGGGAUUAA